Molecule: messenger RNA, 3232 nt
Organism: Sebastes umbrosus (honeycomb rockfish)
Lineage: Eukaryota; Metazoa; Chordata; Actinopteri; Perciformes; Sebastidae
Product: G-protein-signaling modulator 2-like
Exons: 15
Coding region: 167-2251 (694 amino acids)
Molecular function (GO): GTPase regulator activity; protein binding
Source: RefSeq, a predicted model, not a curated record
CUUCUGGUUUCCGAGACAACGACGUCUCUCUUUCCUCUCAGACAGACGAGUGAGUAGUUUAGUAGUAAAGCACUGGGUGAAAAAGAUUAGUUAAGACGAUUUCAAGUUGGUGGAACUAUUUUCUGAAGCUGAAGCCAUUGUUUGUGAUGUAUACUGCAGUUUGAGGAUGGAGACAUCAUGUCUGGACCUGGCUCUGGAAGGUGAGCGGCUCUGUAAGGCAGGUGACUAUCAGGCCGGUGUGUCCUUCUUUGAGUCGGCCAUCCAGGUUGGAACAGAAGACCUUCAAAUCCUCAGCGCCAUCUACAGCCAGCUGGGCAAUGCCUACUUUCACCUACAAGAGUAUAACAAAGCCCUGGAGUACCAUCGGCAUGACCUCACACUUACCAGAACAAUUGGAGAUGAACUUGGUGAGGCAAAAGCCAGUGGCAACCUUGGGAACACAUUAAAGCUUUUAGGACGGUAUGAUGAAGCAGUGGUUUGUUGCCAAAGACAUUUGGAGAUCACCAGAGCCAUGUAUGACAAGGUUGGGCAGGCUCGGGCGCUGUAUAAUUUCGGGAACGUGUACCACGCCAAUGGCAAGAGCAUCUGCUGGACUGGAGCCGAGCCAGGAGACUUCCCAGAGGAGGCCAGGAUAGCCCUGAGGAAAGCUGCACAGUACUAUGAAGCAAACCUGUGUCUGGUGAAGGACUUGGGUGAUCGGGCAGCCCAGGGUCGUACCCACGGUAACCUUGGCAACACUUACUAUCUUCUGGGUGACUUUGACACUGCAGCAGCUGCACAUGAAAAGCGGCUGCUCAUCGCUAAAGAGUUUGGGGAUAAGUCUGCUGAGAGGAGGGCCCACUGUAACCUUGGCAAUGCUCACAUAUUCCUCAGCCAGUUUGAAGUGGCGGCUGGUCAUUACAAGAGGACUCUGCAGCUGGCCAGGCUUCUGAAGGACAAAGCAGUGGAGGCCCAGGCCUGUUACAGUCUGGGCAACACCUACACACUACUGCAGGACUAUGAGAGAGCCAUUGAUUACCACCUCAAACAUCUGGUCAUUGCUCAGGACCUCAGUGACCGAGUCGGGGAAGGACGAGCGUACUGGAGUCUCGGAAAUGCCCACACCGCCCUGGGGAAUCAUCAGCAAGCCAUGUACUUCGCUGAGAAACAUCUGGAGAUUGCCAAAGAGACUGGAGACAAAAGCGGUGAGGUGACAGCCAGGAUGAACCUGUCGGACCUACGGAUGGUAGUAGGCCUGAAGUCCAACUCCAACAUCCACACCAACAUGUUCCGCAACACUAACACUAACAGUUCUGCUCUGUCAGCAAGCUACCCGGGUUUCUCCAGCCUCCAAGGGGUCAAGUCUCCAUCAAGGAUAUCAGGCAGUGCAGACAACCUGGGACUGACUCCAAGUCCCGACAAAAAUCAAACUGGGGAUUCAUCGGCACAUCCGGACUGGGAAGAGGAUGUAUUCCCCGGGUCUUCAAAAAACAACACAAUCAAGGCUUCUACUAAGCUCUUCCUCUUCCACCGGCUGAAAAGCAAGAAGCAAAAGAACAACAAAUCCUCUCCUAAAGACCAGCAAGAAAACCGCGCCGAGCCCUCGGCUCCUGAGCUGAACGCACCAGUAUCUCCUAAGCCAAGAUCACGGGAUACUAUUGGAGAGGAUGGCUUUUUCGACCUCCUCUCCCGUUUCCAGGGCAACAGAAUGGACGACCAAAGGUGCUCCCUACUAGAUGGCCCAAGCCAUCUCACUGCUAAUUCCUCUCCCUCCUCCACCCCACCUGUAGCUGAAAGGAAAUCUAUUUUGGAGUGCGAAACACCGUUGCAGGAUCCUGGUCAUUUCCUGGAGCUGCUGGCCAGCUCCCAGGCCCGUCGUCUGGACGACCAACGAGUCAGCCUGAGCCAUUUUCCUGGCUUACGUCUCAGCAUCUCCAACCCGCCUCUUACACCCUCCACCUCCAGCAUAGAUCAAGUCCCUCCACAAGCCCCGAUCUCCAAUACAGACACCCCUCACACACCCUCCCUGUACAGUCGACUCGAGGACAGUGCUGAGCAGCCUGAGGGGGAUGAUGUCUUCUUCGACAUGCUAGUUAAGUGCCAGGGCUCCCGACUUAACGACCAGAGGUGUGCCGCUCCACCUUCUAAAACUAAGGGACCAACUGUUCCAGAUGAGGAUUUUUUCGGUCUCAUCCUGCGUUCCCAAUCCAACCGGAUGGAGGAGCAACGAGUCCUGCCGCCGCCUGCCGUCACCCAAUCCAAACCAGACUGACCCCUUGAGUGAUUUUUUUUUUUACUCAGGACACAAGAUGAAGUUACCAAGCUUCCUUUUUUCUCUUCUUCAUACACAAUAUUCUUGAUUCCUGCCUUUUUGGAUUGUCCUGACAACGUUCCUGCGAGACUGCCAAGAAUACAAGGGACACUAGAAGGAAUCAAGGUCCCAAACAAUACUAAAAUGGGAAUUUAGGUUUUCAGAACUCAAUGACUUGUUUUUAGAUAGCGGACAGCAUCUCUGGGUAGUCACCACCUUAUUUUGUGGUGCUCCCUGCUGCUCGUUUUAAUCAAAGACCUCUGCCAGUGACGUCUGUCUACUCUGGAGGCUUGCAUCAAGACACUCACACCACAAACUGUUUGUUGUUGUUUGGACUAAAGGCACUGUAUCCAAGGACAUUAGCCAAAACGAAGGAUUUCUGCUUUAUGAUGAUGGACAAAAGAGACAUUAUGUGAACCUAUCUCAAGCAAUUAAACAAAUUUGAACUUUGCACAGCCUGUUCUGCCCAUUUCCGAUUCUAUUAAGUCUUUAAGAGUGGUACAUCUUGGUGUGAACUGAUCUCAGACCUGUCUAGCAAUAACUCAGAGGAUCAAAUGACAAAUCUUCUCUGGGGAAAUAAAGGUCCACAUCCACUUCUACUACUGCAGUGGUGACUAGAGGAGCCAUUUAUAGUAUAUGCUUCCAGAUAUUGCUUUUAAAGACUGCCAGUUUUAUAUCGUUUUAGGUUGUAUGGGUUGAGUUAUUAUUGCCAUGAACUGAAAUGGGAUUUUCUUUGUUGUAACAACAUUUCAUAAGGGAUUAACUAGUGUGAGGGGGAAAAAAAAAAAAAUGUUAUUUUAGCUUUUGUAUUGAAACCUUCUCCUGACAAUGGAGGAAUAAAAUCUCAUGAAUUUACAUCCCAAAUUAUUUAUUUAACCUUGAUUCAUUAUCUUUAGUGUACGACAUGGGGAUCCUUUCAAAUGACAUGCUUUGUAAAAACAA